CCCUCUGCUCGACGAGGCUUGUUAAUGGAGGACUCAGGCCGGCGCUUGACUCUUCUCCUCCUCGUCUUGCUUUCUCCCACCGUCCCCCGAACCACUAACUCGCCGGAGAAGGGUUUAAAUAUCUGCGGAAGGGGAGCUUGUUUGAUGCUCGGAGAAGCGAGCGCCUUCCGCAUCGCCGCCGCCGGCGUCCACUAGAGCUGAGGUACUUACUACGCUUGGCUGCUCCGGCGCGGGCCACCUGUUCGACGGAAUGGCUGAGAGGUCCGAAGACGACGGAGACAGCAAACCGGAUCUGGUCGGCGGCGAGGACCACAUCGGCGCCCUCCCGGACGUGCUCCUCCAGCAGGUGCUGUCGCUCCUGCCCUCUCGCGAGGCCGUGCGGACGUGCGUGCUCGCCGCCCGCUGGCGCACGCUCUGGAAGGCCGUGCCCUCCAUCCGUAUCAACUCUGCCGGCGAGAUAUACCGCAACCCUCUGGCGCUGAGCAUGUUUGCCAAUUACCUGCUUCUCCUCCGCGACCGGACGGCCCUGCAUGAAUGCGAGAUCAACUCGUACUACGGCGGGGACACCGAGGAGGCGUUCCGCUACAUCGAGCUCUGGAUGCGUUAUGCUGUGUCGUGCCAAGCUCGGGUGCUCCGGGUUCAUGUCAAAAAUGAGCUCAAGGACCUGUGUCUGUCAAACGUGUCUCUUCUCACCCAGCACCUGGCAAGGCUGGGGCUCUGCAGCGUUGAGGUUGGGGGACGCUUCCUGGAUUUUUCGGGCUGCCCGGCACUGAAGGUCUUGAAGAUGGAACAUUGCACGAUAAACGCCGGGAGGAUCUCGUCACUAUCGCUAAGCCAUCUCAUCAUCUGCUAUGGAAGUUUUAUAGCCAAUGGCCGCACUCGCAUCUCUGCCCCAAGUCUUGUUACCUUGGAACUAGACGAGUUUAUGGGUUAUACUCCUCUGCUUGAGCCUAUGCCGUCACUGAUAAGGGCAUUUCUCAGUUUAUCGGCAGGAUGGAUUUUAAAUGGCACGUUAUGUUUAGCCAGUUGAAAACAUUGUUGCUUAGUGAGUGGUGUAUGGCUGCAGACUUCAGUGGACUAAUUUACUUUGUCCAGCACUCGCCAGUUCUAGAGAGGCUUACCCUUCAUCUUAAAUAUAAUGAGGAAGAAUCUGCAAUCGAAACAGAAGAAAGCUACAACCCAAGGCAACGAUUCUUGGUAUCGAAGCAUCUAAAGGUAGUUGAAAUCAAAUGUCGCAAAGAAGACGAAAAGAUUCACCACAUUGUAAAGAUCCUUGGUACCCAUGGAGUACCUCCUGAGCGCAUUAACAUCAAGCCGAAUUUCCAUGAUUAUGGCCUCGGGUGUUUCAGUUUUGAGUAAAAGUAGUUCAGCUAGUCAACUAGUAUCUUGCUCAUUUGCACUGUAUGCCACUAAAUUUGGUGCCAUGAGGUUGCUGCGUUCUGUCUACCGGGGUUGGAUCAUGCGCCUCUAUAUUCCUUUCUGAAGAACUCAAUAUAGAAUUUCUUAUAUGGGCCAUGGGAGAGGUUGGAGGAUGGAAAAGAG
Molecule: messenger RNA, 1542 nt
Organism: Lolium rigidum
Lineage: Eukaryota; Viridiplantae; Streptophyta; Magnoliopsida; Poales; Poaceae
Product: putative F-box/FBD/LRR-repeat protein At2g05300
Exons: 6
Coding region: 251-1030 (259 amino acids)
Molecular function (GO): protein binding
Source: RefSeq, a predicted model, not a curated record